Balaenoptera musculus (blue whale) is the source of this 1551-nucleotide messenger RNA. The record is from the annotation of a RefSeq genome assembly. NCBI's taxonomy places the organism in Eukaryota, Metazoa, Chordata, Mammalia, Artiodactyla, Balaenopteridae.
AUGUUCAUAAACCGCUGACUAUUCUCAACCAACCACAAAGACAUCGGCACCCUAUAUUUACUAUUUGGUGCCUGAGCAGGAAUAGUAGGCACUGGCCUAAGCUUAUUAAUCCGCGCUGAACUAGGUCAGCCUGGCACACUAAUCGGAGAUGACCAAGUCUACAACGUAUUAGUAACAGCCCACGCCUUCGUGAUAAUCUUCUUCAUAGUUAUACCUAUUAUAAUCGGCGGAUUCGGAAAUUGACUGGUCCCUCUAAUGAUUGGAGCACCCGACAUAGCCUUCCCUCGUAUAAAUAACAUAAGCUUCUGACUACUCCCUCCUUCCUUCCUACUCUUAAUAGCAUCCUCAAUAAUUGAAGCUGGCGCAGGUACAGGCUGAACCGUAUAUCCCCCUUUAGCCGGAAACCUAGCACAUGCAGGAGCCUCAGUCGACCUUACCAUUUUCUCCUUACACCUAGCCGGCGUAUCCUCAAUCCUCGGAGCUAUCAAUUUUAUCACAACUAUUAUUAAUAUAAAACCACCUGCCAUGACCCAAUAUCAAACUCCCCUUUUCGUAUGAUCAGUCCUAGUCACAGCAGUACUACUCUUAUUAUCAUUACCUGUUUUAGCAGCCGGAAUCACCAUGCUACUUACUGACCGAAACCUAAAUACAACCUUCUUCGACCCUGCAGGUGGAGGAGAUCCAAUUCUGUAUCAACACUUAUUCUGAUUCUUUGGCCACCCUGAAGUAUACAUUCUAAUUCUCCCUGGGUUCGGAAUAAUUUCACACAUUGUGACUUAUUACUCAGGAAAAAAAGAACCUUUCGGCUAUAUGGGAAUAAUCUGAGCUAUGGUGUCCAUCGGAUUCUUAGGCUUUAUCGUAUGAGCCCACCAUAUGUUUACAGUAGGUAUAGACGUCGAUACACGAGCAUAUUUCACAUCGGCUACUAUAAUUAUUGCUAUUCCCACAGGAGUGAAAGUCUUCAGUUGAUUAGCAACACUACACGGAGGUAAUAUUAAAUGAUCUCCUGCUCUAAUGUGGGCCCUGGGUUUCAUCUUCCUUUUCACAGUAGGCGGCCUAACCGGUAUCGUUCUAGCCAACUCAUCACUAGAUAUUGUCCUACACGAUACUUACUACGUAGUUGCCCACUUCCACUAUGUUCUAUCAAUAGGAGCAGUCUUCGCCAUUAUAGGAGGCUUUGUCCACUGAUUUCCACUAUUCUCAGGAUAUACACUCAAUACAACAUGAGCAAAAAUCCACUUCCUAAUUAUAUUCGUAGGUGUAAAUCUAACGUUCUUUCCACAGCACUUCUUAGGCCUAUCCGGUAUGCCUCGACGAUACUCCGACUACCCAGAUGCCUACACAACAUGAAAUACUAUUUCAUCUAUAGGCUCAUUUAUUUCACUAACAGCAGUUAUACUAAUAAUCUUCAUUAUCUGAGAAGCAUUCACAUCCAAACGAGAAGUACUAGCAGUAGACCUCACCUAUACCAACCUUGAAUGACUAAACGGAUGUCCUCCACCAUAUCAUACAUUCGAAGAGCCAGCAUUUGUCAACCCAAAAUGAUCAAGA